Suillus subaureus is the source of this 423-nucleotide messenger RNA. RefSeq lists its product as uncharacterized. The record is from RefSeq and is a predicted model, not a curated record. Bases 1 to 423 code for a protein of 140 amino acids. NCBI's taxonomy places the organism in Eukaryota, Fungi, Basidiomycota, Agaricomycetes, Boletales, Suillaceae. The transcript has a single exon.
AUGUUCUUAGCUAUCAUCAACUUCGACACACUGGACCUAAUCAUCAAGAAUGUCGCCCAAUACCACAAUGGAGGAACAAUCAUUGAAAUGACCACAGCAGAGGCAGCUGACUACCUCAAAAAGAAUGAUGUAAAAGAAGAACUCAUCAAGAACCUAGACCUGAAGGUGGUCUUCAAAGACAGAGCAUAUCUGGUAGUUAUACAAUUUGUCCCACUAACUUUCAAUCCUAACAGCGAAAAUGAAAUCUGCAAACUCAAGCAAGAGAACGACUGGGAAGAAGGAGCCAUAUCAAUGGCAUGUUGGAUCAAACCUCCCAACAAGAGAACAGACCAACAACGAGUCACCCAUCUCCUAGUUACCCUCAAGAAUCCCAACAAUGCAAACAAAGCGAUACGCAAUGGAGUCACCCUAAACAAAAACUGA